Acromyrmex echinatior (Panamanian leafcutter ant) is the source of this 1842-nucleotide messenger RNA. Its product is annotated as KICSTOR complex protein kaptin. Gene Ontology annotation, biological process: actin filament organization; cellular response to amino acid starvation; negative regulation of TORC1 signaling. The record is from RefSeq and is a predicted model, not a curated record. Gene Ontology annotation, molecular function: actin filament binding. Gene Ontology annotation, cellular component: lamellipodium; KICSTOR complex; actin cytoskeleton. Lineage: Eukaryota; Metazoa; Arthropoda; Insecta; Hymenoptera; Formicidae.
CUAAGGCAAGAUUAAAUCUACAUUGACCGAGUAGACAUCAAUCGAUAAAAAGUUAAUUAAUCGGAGUUUAGUCGAAGUUCCCUGGAGUUCCCUUGAGAUUAAGUACUUUGGGUCCUUAAUUAGCAUACCCGGCGAUCCGUCAUCGACCGCAUUGAUCGCAUCGUCGGUUCCGAGCAACACCCGAUAAGGAUAAGGAAUAAAAAUAUAAGGAAUACGCGUAGACACGUUAUUGAGUUAUAUGAACUGGGGAACACUCUAUUGCUCUCCUUACCGGUCUCUAGUAGAACACUCUAUCGCUCUCCUGUCGAUGGAAAAACUCGGAGUACUCGGACACGCAGCGCAGAGGCAGACACAACCGAUACCGACCCGAGCUAUGCGAGCACUUUGAGCACUACUGUCACACUGUGAGCACACCGAGUCGCAACGGGCACACCCACUUUCACGUAUCACGUCAUCGUCCACGGCAGUCCACGGCUCCCUCAAGGCUAUUACGAAAGCGAUUGCGAAAACCCGCGCACGCGGCAAUUUCUACGUUGCCGAAUAAGAAGAAGCCUUCCUGACGACUUACAAUGAUGAGCAAUCUCAUAGACGCACACUGGUUUCCUUUAGCAUCUCAGGGAAAUAUUUAUUCCAUGACCAAACUGUGCUCACCCAAUAGUUCCAACAAAUUAUUAGUGGCAUCUUUAAAAAGAAAAAUAUAUUCUUGCGAAUACCAUCAAACACCGGAAUUUCUGAGACCUAUGGUGAAGGAAUUAUUGUUCACAUAUAUUCCCAGUGGUGCAGAGAUUAUUUCCAUCGAUGCUUAUAACAAGUCUGACACUGGGGAUAGUUUUGUGAUAGGCAUAACAAUCAUGAAGACUAGUACAGACACAAUAGAAAGGUACUUGAACAUAUACACGGAGGGUGCAGUAGACGGCGAAGGAGACGAAGGUAGCUCGAUCGAAGCCAUAGCGCAGAAUUGUCUCAUGGUGGAACUGUCGUACACUCCUUACCAUUUGUAUCAUACCGUUUUACCACAACAAAAUUCUGUACAGGAGGUAGUUUGGCUAAUAUCUGGGAGCGAUUACAGGAUUCAUAUGAUAAGGGAAGAUAAAUUAAGUCACGUUUACAGCGAGUCCUCUAUUGAAAAAUAUUUUUCGGAGCUGCAUGAUAUCCAAGCAAUCGUGCUAUGGAUUAAUAUUUAUUAUUAUGACAAUUAUAAACGGCGAGUCACUGCCGUUGGCUGCGAGUGCGGUCUAGUCAAAGUUGCCAUCGUAAAUGUGGAUGAUAUGCAAGUUUCUCGAAGCUGGUUGUUAAGAUACGACAAGCCUGUACCAAGUGUGAUAAUAUUCCCGCAUAGCAACACAAUUAUUAAACCAACCUUUGCAAAUAUCAAUUCUGAGGAAUUUAUCUCGAAGGAUGACGUCCCAAAAUUAAAUAUUGUUAUUUCAAGUACAAAUAAUGCUAUUGUCUUUAAAGAUAUCUUGCAAUAUGGAAUGAAACAGGAUGUGAUAUUAAGCGGCAGCGAAUCGUCGGAUUGUAUUCUGUGCUGUUGCAUAGCGGAUAUAAAUAUGGAUGGCCAAAACGAGAUCUUGCUUGGUACUUACGGUCAGGAGGUCCUGAUCUUCGCGUUAACAAGCGACACGUGGGAAUUAGCCAUUAGAAAGCUAUUUGACGCUCCUGUGCACUCUAUAAGCUACAUGGACAUAACAAACGAUGGAAUAAAAGAACUGAUUGUGCUCACGCAACGAGGUGUACAUAUAUUACAGCAUAACAUAGCUGAUAUACGAGCGAAAUGGAAGGAACGUUAUAAAAAAUUAUUUAAUAUGCUAGCUCAAGAAUAAUUAUAUUUGUAUUUAAAAG